Messenger RNA from Trichoderma harzianum CBS 226.95, 1551 nucleotides. RefSeq lists its product as hypothetical. The record is from RefSeq and is a predicted model, not a curated record. The transcript has 5 exons. Gene Ontology annotation, molecular function: transmembrane transporter activity. Gene Ontology annotation, biological process: transmembrane transport. Bases 1 to 1551 code for a protein of 516 amino acids. Gene Ontology annotation, cellular component: membrane. NCBI's taxonomy places the organism in Eukaryota, Fungi, Ascomycota, Sordariomycetes, Hypocreales, Hypocreaceae.
AUGGCGGCCGAUGAGGAAUUGAAAGUGGAUCGACCGAACGAGCAGUCAACUCCAGAAUCGGGCGAAAGCACAACAACCAUCGAUGCCGAACCGACGAACCAGAUAGAAGCGGCCGGGGAAGAUGUGGUAAAGGGGGAUAAGGGAAUUCGGAAGCACUUGAUUGCCUUGAGCAUCGUGCUAUGCCAGCUUGUUGUGGCUCUUCCUUUCGGCUCUGGCCUUUUGGUCGCCUUUACGGUUCCAGCGGAGUUGGGGGCCGACCCUAAUCUGGGAAUCUGGAUUGCUGCAGCGUACCCGUUAACUCAGGCGACUUUUGUUCUCAUGGGUGGGCGGGUUGGCGCCGUACACGGACACAAAAAGAUUCUAGUCAUUGGCAGCAUCAUUUAUAUCCUCUUCAACCUGAUAUGUGGGUUCAUGCGGACGGUCGAGACCAUCAUCGUGAUGCGGGCUCUUAGCGGCGUGGGAGCUGGCAUAAUCGUCCCGAACGCCAUUGCCCUGCUCACCACAUCGUUUCCUCCCGGCAUGGGUCGCUUAAUAUGGGUUGGAUUGUUUGGAGCCAUGGCCCCUGUUGGCGCUGGCGGAGGAUCCGUGUUUCCUGGCUUCUUUGGCCAACUGCUACCUUGGUGGUGGCUCUUCUUCUUCUUUGCCAUUGCCGGAGCCGUGAUUUUCGGAGCCGCUGCCAUUAUUGUACCGGCCGAAGAGGUUACAAUGGAUCCGAACGGCAAGGUCGAUUAUCUAGGAUCUUACUUGGGUGUCGGCGGCCUGAUUUUGUUCAACUAUUCAUGGACCGAGGCCGCCAUCAAAGGCUGGAGUGUCAGCUAUGUCUACGUUCUCCUCAUCCUUUCCGUGCUACACAUAGCCCUCUUCUUAAUAUGGGAGGCCAAGUUUGCAAAGGAACCAAUCCUACCUUUUACGGUUUGGUCGGCGCCAUCUUUCAAGCCAAUGCUGCUGUCGGCCUUCUUCACCUUUAUGAGCACGGGUAUUCUCCUAUACUACAUCACGCGAUGGCACAUUGAGAUUCGCCAUUUCUCCAACUUCCUCAACGCUGCUGGAUUUGUGACGUUCACCGUCAUAGCAACGAUAGCAUGCGGCGCGAGUGCGUUUAGCAUACGAUAUCUGCCUGCGCAAUUUGUCAUGGCGAUUGGGACGGUCGCGGCUCUUGUUGCGGGUAUACUGCUGGCAACGAUGCCAGCACAUCAGACUUACUGGCCGCAGGAAUUCCCAGCAUUAUUUAUCUUGGGAUUUAGCCCGGAUUUCAUCUUUACUGCUGCCCAAAUCAUCACGAGUAACAGCGUCAAACGAAGGCUCCAGGGCGUGGCGGGAUCGCUCGUUGGAACGGUCCAGCUGUACGGCUUGAGCACGGGUCUGGGAUUCGCUGGUACUAUUGAGCGGUACACGAACAAGAAUGGAGGAGACCCGAUUGGCGGCAUAAGACAUGCUUUGUGGUUUUCUGUUGCACUGGCUGGUGUAGCGAUGCUGGUUUGUGUGAUUAUUCGGAUUCCCAAGGAUGAGCGCGAGGGCUGGGACGAAGAUGAGGAGCAGCCUCAUGCAUAA